This is a messenger RNA of Paramuricea clavata, 6475 nucleotides long. Lineage: Eukaryota; Metazoa; Cnidaria; Anthozoa; Malacalcyonacea; Plexauridae. The record is from the annotation of a GenBank genome assembly.
UCACUGGGUCUAGGCUGGUUCGUUCAUACAGAUUUCUGAGAUUCAGUACAAAAGCCGAAAAUUUUAGUCCAAAAAACCCCGGAAUUCUGGGUUGAAACAUAUCAGAUUUUUGUCCCAAAACAAAAGGUAAGUUCAUUUUUGUUACUUUUAUCGAAAUUUUUGUGUAAUCUUGUUAUUUAUAGCAAUACACGAAUAUCGUUUCUUGUGGAAGGUAUGUUGACCAAUGAUCAUUCAGGCUGUUCAUUUUGUGCUUGCAUUCAUUUAUUAAGGUUAGCACUAUUUUCCAUCCAGCAAACCGCCCUAUCGAUUUUCUAAGGUCGUUUCUUUUUAGAAUUUUUUAUUCAUUCGGUUAGAGUUAGAGUUAGGGUUGCAGUUUAGGGAUCGGGGUUAGCCUGCUACGCAGGCGGUAGAAGCUAGAAAUACCGCCUGCCCAAAAACUACACAUUCUGAGUUCCGCCCACCGAACGCAUGGUCCCGUCCAUCUUACAGGUAAUGUAUUUAUUUGUCAAACUCCCGUAUUGCACCAUUGCAAAUAUACGGCUUUGAUGUUUCAUAUCUUCGGUUCAUUCAGUGCUACGAAGACAAAAAUACCAUGUUCAAUUCAGUGUAACAAUAUGUCCUCAUUCAUAGCAAAAAUUUUAGUCGAUGUCAGCAUUAUAGCGAUUUAUGAGCUUUGAAAGUCAAGCGAGUUCGUAUAUUAUCAAAUUACACAAAUAAAAAUAUCUGAACAAAAAUAUAGACUAGCCAUACCUUUCGCCGAACAUAACUUCAGCCGCUUCAGACGUAACUUCUUUGUACAGUAAUAGUCUUAUUCCAAUCGCUAUCAAAAACACUACUUAGAGUGUCAUUUACGAGCCUGUAUCUUCAAAUCUGCACUUUUCUCACGGUAACACAUCUAUCAAGCAACAAAUGUUGGAUUGAUAUUCGUUGUUCAUUCUUCAAGACGAUGGGAUUACCGAUUCCGGAUAAAGAUUAAAGAAUUCAACGCUUAAUUCUCAAUUAAUACAUUCGUUUUUUUUCAUUAGUGUAUGCCAUCACUCGAUAUAGGUAUCAAUUACGAAAAUGACAAUAGUUUAUAUAAAUACGGCAACAGUAACAAGUUUCUAAAAUUAGCACUAUUUUUUUUAAUUCUUUAAUUCUCCUGUCAAUCAAAAAUUCAAAAUUAACAUUCUGACCAAUCAGAAUGCUUCGUCACCCAGCUACCGGAGAACUCAGAAUGUGUAGUUUUUGGGCAGGCGGUAUUUCUAGCUUACCAUUCUCUCGUGCCCGCGCAUACCGCCUGCUACGCAGCAGGCCUCGAAUUUCCCUGAAAUCAAUCGACGGCAAUGGCGUUAAAAAUUGCCGUAGAACGUAACAGCUGUCUACGGCAUUUUUGGCAGUUUCCACGGCAUUUUUCAAAUUACUGUAAUAAAACUUUAAUUUUAUUGUUACUUUGGAUUUUUGACAAGCUAGAAACAUGUCUACAUAUUUCUUUUGUGGUUGUUUUUUUCGAAGAAAACUGAGACUAAAAUAGUGAUUUACGCCUGAUUAACAUCUGAAUUCAAGUAUCAAAGUAGUAAUGCACAGUGAAUAGUAUAAAAAUUGCACUAUACGGCAAAAGAUUGCCGUCGUUGCCGUAAUGAUCAACGGCAUUUUGUUCUCCCUCUACGGCAAUUGCCGCGAUAAAAUUCGAGCCCUGCUACGCAGGCUAGAUCGGGGUUGGGGUAGUAGGCCGUGGGCCGUUGUGCGAAAAAGUGCUUGGAAAAGCAAUUUCGUGGCAACCCCCUGGGGAAUAGAUUUUCUGUGGUUCAAUGCACAGUACCAUAGAUGCCCAAUUACCACAAAAAGUUCCCAAGCAAAAAACUUGCCAAACACCGAGAAAAUGGGUGAUCAGUGAUUAUCCUCUAUUACAUUGUAUUACAGCGAAAAAAUGUGAAAUUUUGUAUUCAAUUACAUCAAAAAUGACUAGCAUCAUCGGAAAGCUAACAAAAAACUGGAUAUAAUACAUUUAAACAGUUUUUUUAUUGUGUUCGAGUUAUGCGCUGUCAAAAACGCGUUUUCGACCUAGUACCCAGUCCUUAUUGCGACAUUUUGGUCCAAUUUUCACAUUUAAAACAGCAAUAACUCAAAGACUCUUUGAAGGAUCAAAAAACUGUUUGAAUGUAAAUACAAAAUUUCACAUUUUCCUGCUAUAAUACAAUUUAAUAGGGGAUAAUCACUGAUCACCCAUUUUCUCGGUGUUUGGCAAGUUUUAUGCUUGGCAACUUUUUGUGGUAGUCGAGUAUUCAUGGUACUACGCAUUGAAUCACAGAAAAUCUAUUCCCCAAGGGGUUGCCACAAAGUGAAAUAAUUUUGGCCAACGGCCCAUGGCCUAUAGGGUUUGGGUUAGGGAAAGUACAUUUAUUACACCGAGGGAGGGGGACGAAGAUGUCUUGAAAAAAGCUCAUAUUUUUACAGGGCCCCUGUUGAGGUUAUCGGUAAAUUUCGAUGCCCCCCUCCAAGUUUUUAAAAUUUUCAAUGCCCCCCCCCCCUCUAGAAUUUGGAAUCGAAGGAGUAUAAUCCAGAAUUCUCUCUUAUCAUAGAUACAAUUUGCAGUUCCUCAAGAUGUCUGAUAUACUCAAGCAUGUGCUUCUCCUCAACAAAACUACCGAUCUGCUGCUUCUUUCACCUCACUAGCGCCAGAUGAAAUGGCACCGUCUUUAAAACAUUUUAAAUUGGCUCUAGGGCUGAAAUUAUUAACAGGUUGUUGUUGUCCAUCAUUCAGCAUAUUCGGAGUUUUGAACAUGUUCAUGUAGUGGCCAGGAUUUCCUGGAUCAGGGUAAUGUGCUGGAACCUUACAGUAUGUCGCCCCACCCAACGUAUCUCCCGGCAUCUGUUGCAAAUGUCUUUGCAUGCCUGUCAAAAAUGCAUGCAAAAGUGCCAGUAUGCUUCAAUUUCUUUAAUUUCCAUCCCGUUUGUACGAAAUAUCCCAUAAACAUAGAACAUAUCAUUCUUGCAAAUCGUAUAUGCUUUUUUGUUUUUGGAACUACUACUUUUUGGCGGGUAAAUUACUUCACAAACCUGGCACCAAAAAAUUUAAAAUAAGCUAUAGGUGAUUUCAUGUAUCCAUUUAGAAGAGCAGACUAAGGAUAUCUUAAAACUGAAAUCGGUUUCGAAUACAACCAUCAGGGACGUAGCAAAGCAUCUGACAUUUGGGGUGGGGGGGAUGUCAGAGGAUUAUACGUGUAAUAAUUAUAAUAAAGCUUUUUGUGAUUGAUUGGCACUCUCAUACUAAGUUUUGGGAGAAAAGGGGGGUCUGGGGGUCCUCCCCCAGAAAAUUUUUACAUUUUUGAAGCUCUAGGACUGAAUUUCUGGCGUUUUCUAAAGCAAAUUUCGCAAACAAAUUGCAUGUAAAUUGACUGUAUUUUACAAAAAUGGUUAUCAUUUCACAAAAAUAAUUACUUUAUUACGCAAAUUUUACCUGAAAAUGUAAAAAUUUUAACUUUAAUUUGCUGGGGUCAAACCUUUGAAAAGUUUAGAGCCCCCUUCAGUAUAUCAAGAACUUUCAGAGCCCCCCCUUUAAUGCCAGAAAAUAUUUCGGAGCCCCCCCUUAACAUCUUCAUCCCCCCCCCUCGGCAUAAUAAAUGUACUUUCCCUUAGUUACAUAGCCAUUUGACAUCUCUUCCAUCUUCCGAAAAUGAUGUCAGGUCUGUUUGCUGGAUGGAAAAUAGUGCUAACCAUUUAUUAAAGAUCAGGCGCCUACACACAUAAAAACGCACAAGUUGUACCGUAACAAACCUGCAGCAGACUUUAUAGCAAUGCUGUUCCAACAACUUGUCAACAGGAUUUGUUCGCACUGCUUGUUCCCAGUUUGUUGACAACUUGCUACAAGGUUGUUACGCUCAACAGACUUGUUGCAAGUUGUUCCAGCAACUUGUUAUCGUCCUGCAAUUCAACAAUUUGUGAGUGACGACCUUACAGCAACUUAGCAUUAAUAUAUCUACAGGUAUUUGCACAAUAGAAAUCAUAACAAGGUUUCAUCCGCUGUAAUGAAUGGCUUGUUGCCCGACGGAAAAGGAAUAUGGCUACGAACAUAGCAGGUUUGAGAAGGUUUUCACUUGUUUCCAUCUACCAAACUGACAUUACAUAAUUUGAUCAAUUUCUAAAGUUGUUUCUUUCUGGAUUUUUUUAUCAAUUUGGUUAGGGUUAGGGUUGCGGUUAGGGGUUAGAGUAGGGGUAGGAUUUGGGUUAGUUACAUAGCCAUUUAACACCUCUUCCAUCUUCUGAAAAUGACGUCACGUCAAUUUCACAGAUGGAAACUAGUGCUAACUGUUUGAGAAAGAUGCUGACGAAAAUUUUCAUUGUUCAAUUUGCUAUAAUGUUCUUAAAGGUGAUGUAAAGUCCGUAAUGUAAACAAAUGCUUUGUUUACAUUUUGAACUCAGUGCUACAGUUGUAAAAUUACUAAAAUAUGAUUAGAUAUAUAUUAUACUGAAUUUUAACACUCUUCUGGUUUGCUAUGCUUGUAAAUUUAUAAUACAGACUAGAGAUUUAAUUCAAGAAAGUUCGGAAGGUGCGAAAUAUUAACAAUAUUCCAAUGGUCGGGUCCCGACCAUUGGAAUGUAGGCCUGCGCAGAACGUAUGCUCAGAACGGACUUUACAUCACCUUUAAAGAACCAAGGAUGUGUAGAAAUAAUGAACACGUCUUUUGUCUUGCCUGCAUCAGUGAACAUCUGAAAGUAAAUUCUCAAAUUUGCCCCGAAUGCAAUGAACAUUUGAGUGUUGAUACGCUUCGCCGACCCUGUCUGUUGAAUAAUUAUUUGUGUAAACUAAAGAUUAAUUGUGAUCACGAGACUGAAGUUUGUGAAUAUAGGGAGGUGAAAUGUCAUGACUGUGGACAGAUACAGAAAGUUGUAGGAAGAUUGGAAGGAUAUUUGUUGGAACUGGAUGGGAAAGUGCAAGACAGCAAUCAUAAAGUAAUGGAUGAAAUAGAAGAUGUGAAAGAAAAUCUUUCCAAAGUGAACAAAGACGUGGACGAAGUCAAAGUCAUGAUGAGUCAAAUGUUAGAGAAGUUUAAUAUGCUUGAACUGCUCAGCAAACUGCCAUCUCUAACCGAGGGAAUGUUCAAUACACCUAGGGAAGAUAUUUUGAUUGCUGGUGACUUGGGUACGGGACGUAGUGCAGAAAUAUUUUCCUGGGAGAAAAAUGGUUGGUAUGAGAUUUGCCAAAUGAAUAAACGUCAUGUUGGAGCUUCAUCAUUUAUUUAUAAUGAACAACUAUUUGUUGUUGGGGGAUGUACUAAGACAAUAGAAACCUUAGAUUUCAAUGAAUUACCUUUGAAAUGGAUGGAAUGGUCUGACGAACUUCCUUAUGAGAGUUAUUAUCAUCAAACUGUUGUUUGCCAACAGAGUGUCAUUCACAUUGGUGGAUAUAAUGUUGAAGAGGGUAAAAAUUCUAACGUGAUUAGUGAAUUGCAACUUACCUCACCUUGCACACUGAAAGUGUUGUGCCAAAUGCCCCAGCCACGAGAUUCUCAUGGUGCUGAGGCUUUUGAAGAUAAAAUCUUGAUCUUGGGAGGAGAUGUACAUGAUGAUGUUUUAGACAGUGCGUUGGAGUUUGAUCCAGAGAAGAAUGAAUGUAAGGAGCUGCCAUCAUUACCACGUCCCAUGCAGGGAAUGGCCACAGUUCUCUGGAGAGAUCAAGUAAUUGUACUUGGAGGUCGUGAUAAGGAUGAUCACGCUCUGAAUGAUGUUUUCAUGUAUGACUGCAAGACGGGCAAGAUCACAGCCUUACCAUACAUGUUGAAGAAGAGAAAUCAAUGUUGUGCAGUUAUUACUGGAAAUACUAUUGUAGUCAUGGGAGGUGACGAUGAUGAUGAUGAUCACAGUUCAGUGGAGUGUUUUACAAUGGGAAGUUCUAUGUGGAAAUAUCUUCCCAGCAUGAAUGAAGAAAGACCCAGAACAGUUGCUGAAGUUCUACCCUCAACUAGGAAAUAUGUGUAAGUUUGAUAUUUAACAUUUGUCUGCAAAUUUAUAUUAGAUUGUUUUGUUCAGAGGUAAAAUUCCACACAUUUUUCUACGUAAGCUUGGAUUUCUGACUGAGGUAAAGUAAUAAGAAUAACAAAGUUUCUCCAAGCAACAUGCAAAAGCUGAUUCCAACAUCGUGUUAUGAUCAAAAUGUUUUUGCAUAUUUUCUUGUCCCAUUUAGCUAAGUUAUGCCCAAACAAUUUCUUUAAACCGGCUUUGUUGCUGUUGAAGCCAUUGUGUUGUUCGUAUUGCUAUGUACCUUGGCUCAAACAAGAGAAAUUAAUUUCAAGUCAAAAACUGCUAGUGAUAUACAAUUGUUAGAAGUAAAAAUAUUAAUUGACAAGUCCUUAUCUUGAGCCAUAAGUGCACAUUUUACUUUUUGACACUGAAUUACUUUAGCACCAGUGUAUUUCAAGAAACGUAGACUGCACUUAAUCAAUCGAUAGCUUAACAUAUGUAUGUCUUUCAUGGAAAAUAAAGUACAAUUUUUAAU